Messenger RNA from Suillus clintonianus, 1764 nucleotides. RefSeq lists its product as uncharacterized. The record is from RefSeq and is a predicted model, not a curated record. The coding region runs from base 1 to 1764 and encodes 587 amino acids. The transcript is spliced from 6 exons. NCBI's taxonomy places the organism in Eukaryota, Fungi, Basidiomycota, Agaricomycetes, Boletales, Suillaceae.
AUGCCAUCCUUUUCCUCCUCCUCGUCAAUCCGUGCUGCAUCUGAACAUUGUCUUUUGAACAUAAAAAUCGUGCACAAGCUCUAUCAUGGCUCUCCCUCUAAUGUAGUUCAUAAAGUCAAGGGCAGACUACCAAAAGAAUUGGACGUCCUCCUACUUUCAGAUUUGAUCGUCUCUAUUUCAGGUUCUCUGGAUGGCCAGACCGUCCCUGCGGAUUCGAUCGCGCACUCUGCGUUAGUCCGCCACCUCCGCAGUGACCUCAACGAAGCACGUAUCAAAGCCACUUUUCUUCUCUUUUUUGCUUAUGUAUUCCAGAACGCACCUCAGCUGGGUUUGAACAACGUCUCUGACGCAUACAUCGACGACGACGACGGCCAUACUAAAAUCAUUCUGACGCCAUCCCGGUCCCUAUCUCAUACAUCCCGCCCACAUGCUACUCUCGUGGCGGUGGAUCUCUGUUAUAUUUGGAAAACCGCAGGAGAUCGUGAAGGCUCCACAAACCUUCUCAGCGAUGCCAGCCCGUUCGCAGACCAUUUGUACCUGCCCUUUGAGCUCCUCCUCAAGCGCGUCACAGAGCAGCUUUUCAGUCAGCUUGUAGGACGCUAUCCCCUUAUCUUUGGCACGUGGCGCAGAAGGCUCGACAUGGAAUCCGAGUACUUUCAUUCCGUUGCUCAGUCCAUUCUCGAAAUCAUGCGGCGGUCCCCUAAUCCCCAUUUCGUAGUGCAUUGCAAGCGACUAAUCAAGACCGCACGCGCUCGCCAUCAGUCCGUGCUCCAGGCCUCCGCAACGGCCCUCUCCUUAUGCUUCGCCCCCCGCGACUCAGAAGACUCGGACGAAGGCGAGCAAAUCAAUACUCCGGAACUCACACCAGAAGCCGUCUUGUGUGAGUCCUUGGAGCAGAUGUUCAGAGUGGGUGUCCCCCAGACUCGCUUCAAGAGCCAGAUCAUCACCGCACGCUUGACUUCUUCAGCUGGGGAUGACGAUCAACUAGUCGAGCAUGACGCCAUUUUCAAUAGCACAGAAGUCGAUUUCCCUCUCGCUUGGCCUAAUCUUCCUGACAUCCACAUGGAUAUCUCCGUUCCGGCUAUUGAUAUCCAGCAGACCGUGCCGAACGAUACGGAUGAUCUUUUAGAGGACUGGCCUGAUGAAGCGACCACGUUGCCAGGCGCAUGGACCACGCAUUCGGACGGUUUCCUUAUCAAAGGCCUAGGCUUUUCAUCUCAACCACGUAGCAUUACGCCCCCUUUGGCAUCGUCCUAUCUAACUGAAAGUGAAGACAACGAUAGCUUCGCGUUGGACCUAGAAGUUGAUCACGAGCAAGAGGAUGUCAACAUGGAAGAUGCCGAAUUCGAACGUACUUCCCUGCCCCUUGAGGAUGCACCGGUUGUGUUUCAUCAGCCCCUGUCAUGUCAUCUGAUCGGCGCAGAGUCGACGUUUUCGGGGCGCCAAGAACAACUUGGAGAAGUGGACGAGUUCGCCGUACUCGUUGACACCGAGUUUGCAGAUGAAGAAUGGAGCUGCGAGGACGAGAUACUGUUCGAUCUGGCUGAUGUAUUCGAUGACUCGAGUGGGCUUUGUGUUGAAGAUGAGACUGGGCUCAGUGCUGUCUCACAAGUUCCGGAUGGUGGUCCUGAUCAAGACAACUUCUUACAGGUGAAGAACAAUACCGCGGAUCAAAAAUACACUUUCGACACUCACUUUAGCAUGGAUGGUCAGGUGGUGCAGGGUAGCACAUAUGACUGUUUUACGGAUGUCUGGGAUCUGUAA